UAGUACACUGUGACGUUGGCAUCCUCGGCGCACACACACGCGCCAACCGUUCACACAGAGGCGAAUUGGCCGGCAAAUGUUCGCCGCAGCCCGCGCCGCGCCAGUCGCGCACACGUGUUUGUGCACGGACAACGCGUUGCACGCCGCGCUGCACCACGGCCAACAUGGACUGGUCGAACGAGAUUAUACUCAAGUUCAUCCAAGCCUACGGCGAGUACCCGUGUUUGUGGGACCCCACGCACCCCCAUCGCACCAACAGAUUCCGUCGCACGGAGGCCUGGCACGCGAUCAAGAAGGAGCUCGGCGAUGUGUGCACGGUGGACGAUUUGAGGAAGAAGAAGGAGUCUCUGAUGACCUCGUACAGGUUUUACAAGUCGAAAGUGAUGAAAUCGGAGCCGGACGCCCGCGCCAGGUUCGAGCCGACCUGGUUCGCGUACUCCGCCAUGGACGCGUUUCUGGGCUGGAUCUACGAGACCAGCCCUACGCCGUCUAUGCAGACUGUGUAUGAGAACAGUGGAUACCAAACGGUAAACUCCGACUAUCAAGAGGUAUGUGCUGAUUCGAGCGGUCAGGGCGCAUCUAAGGACAUAAAAAAGGAGCCCAAAUCUAACCAAGUCAAAACAGAACAUAAAUAUAAGCCCGCAGCGCAGUCCUCUCAAAGUAAAAUGAAUUGGACGUACGAAAAUACAAUCAAAUUUCUCAAACUUUACCGGAGGAACUCCUGUCUAUGGGACCCCUCGCAUCCCGAUAACGCCCUCGUACAAUGUCGCAAUAAAGCCUGGAACGCGAUAAGCAAGGAGCUGGGAGAUCUAUGCCCAAUAGAAGAGUUGAAAAAGAAAAAGGAGAUCCUGAUAGGAACGUACAGAAGGUAUAAGAGAAAUGAAUUGAAGUCGAAUUCGAAUAACCCGCCGGACUGGUUCGCCUAUUCGCUCAUUGAUAGUUUUCUAGCUCCGAUAUACAAGUAUCCUCGGGCUUUCAUGAUGAGGAUUGAGAAUCAGAAUAAAAAUCGCAGUACAUGCUCGAGUUCGGACGAGGAAGAUACGAAAAGGAAACAAAAUUUCGCAAGCACGAUUCCAAUAAAAACAGAGUACCUCGAAGAAAUGCCACCACAGAUCGAUAUAGAAUUCGUGAACUAUGAAAACAACGACCAGAACGAUACGGAAUAUGAGCAACCCGUCGUCCACUCCACUGACCCUCAAAUCGAUGGAUGGCCGAACGAAAAUGUUAUCAAAUUUCUUCAACUAUACCAAAAGCAUCCGUGCUUGUGGGACCCCCUGAACCGUAACCGAAAAAAUAAACUACAUCGAAACAAAGCCUGGCUCGCUAUAAAAAAAGGGCUGGACGACCUAUAUACGGUGGAGGAGUUGAAAAAGAAAAAGGAAAUUUUGAUGUUCGCUUACAGGCGAUGCCAGAAGAUGAUAACAGAGAAGAGGUCGACUGAUAGUGAUUACCAGCCGACUUGGUUCGCCUAUGAGGCUAUGGAUGGUUUUCUAGGAUCGAUGGUCACGACGGCUACGUGUCCCGACAGUCCUGAAGCUUCUAUGAGUGCAGAGAAUAGAGAAACUUCAGACCAAAGCUCCGAUGAAGACGAUACGAAUAACUCCAAAAUGGAUGCCCAGGACGACCCAGAAGAUUUAGAUCGUGUCAUUAACAGACGUCGCUCUGAAAGUCACGUCGAUUGGACGAAAGAAAAUAUCUUUAAAUUUAUUCGACUGUUUCAAAGUUUUCCGUGCUUAUGGAACCCCAUCGAUCCCGAUUACGCGAAUAGACGACACCGAAUGAAAGCAUGGCUUACGAUAAAAAAAGAGUUAGAAGAUCGGUUCACAGUAAAUGAAUUGAGAAGGAGAAAAGAUAUUUUGUUAUUUACUUAUAAACGGUGCAAGAAGAACGCUGAAGAGUUGGAGGCAAAGAAUUGUGUAUACGAGCCGACCUGGUUCGCCUAUACUAUUAUGGACAGUUUUCUGGACUCCAUCGACAAGUGUCCCGUGGCUUUUAUGAAAACUGAUAAAAAUGAGGAUAAAGAUGACAGUGCAGCCAAAUGCUAUAACGACGCAGAUGUAAAAAGAAAUCAAAAAUUGUAUAAAUCGUUGCCGUCACGAUGUGAGAAUCCACUGGAACCAGCGAUAGAAGUGGCAAAUGCAGACUUGAAUAGCUGCGAUGAUGAUGCACAUAAUGAGUCAGAAGAUGAAAAGGAACUCACUGCUGACACUGAAUCUCAAAUGGAUUGGUCCCGCGAAAACGUUAUCAAAUUUCUUAAAUUAUUCCAAAAGUUUCCGUGCCUAUGGGAUCCCACAAACCACGAGCGUACAUUCAGGCAAAGCGUUAUAGAUGCGUGGGAUACGAUAAAGAAAGAGAUGGGAGACGUGUGUACGGUGGAAGAGCUGAAAAAGAAAAAAGAUUCUUUGCUCGCAAUGUACAGAAGGUGUAAGAAGAAAGCGAUAGAAACAGAGGCGGAGCAGACUUGGUUCGCCUAUUCAGUUAUAGACGGUUUCCUAGGUUCGAUCUACAAGGCUCAGGAUGUUCAGAAGACUCAGGCGGUCGCUAAUAAGUCCGAGAAUGGACAGCGUGAUGCAACAGAGUCGAGCUUCUCUCGAGAUCUAGAAGAUAGUAAUUACUCAAUCACCUUCAGUGAUGCUGACGAAAUAAAAAAGGAAGAAAAUUAUGUACUCAUCGUCUCCGCACCUCCGGAACACGGGAAGAAUCCACUCGAGUUGUCGGUAGAAUUGGAAGAUAGAGUCAACUCCACGUGCGAGGAGCGGAACGACUCGGAAGACGACAGAGCAGCGGCUGCCACUCCGACUCCAAUAUGCUGGUCGAUAAAUGACGUUCUCAAAUUUAUCGAACUGUACAAAGGACAAACGGUGCUAUGGAAUCCCGACAACCCCAAUCGAAGAAGCAAGUAUAGUCUGACUGACGCGUGGAAUUCUAUAAGAAAGGAUCUCGAUAAUCGAUGGACCGUGGACGAACUGAAAAGGAAGAAGGAAUCCCUGCUAGCGACGUACCGGUCGUUAAAGACGAAAGUAAUAAAGUCAGAGUCCUCGGAGUACGUUUUCCAGCCAUCCUGGUUCGCCUUCAGCGCUAUGGAUGACUUUAUGGGUUCCAUCUACAAAUCUUCAUCAACAUCGAGGUCGAAAUCUAAGGAUCGGCAUAAUCGCGACGAUUCGAACGACUCCUGCGACAGCGAACCCGAGAUAAAGCGGGAGAACUUCGUGAGCAUCGUCUCCACAUCGGCGCUUAAGAGAAAAAACCCUCUCGAGCUGCCCAUAGCAAUGGUCGGCGAUUCCAAAAAGUCCAAGGGUAGCGAGCAGACCGAGGAGGAAGACGAGUGCUCCCUGUUCGGGAAGCUAGUGACGUCCAAGCUCCGCAAGACCUCCCAAGACCGACGAGACUGGUUGAUGCUCAAAAUCAACGAGCUCUUCUAUAGAGCGAGUCAGGGGAACAAUGACAAUGCAUAUGGCUAAACUUACUCAAAAUAUUUUAUCGUUUGUUUAAUAUUACACUGGUGAUUGAAGACGUGUUAAUAGUCCAAUUAGUAUAGUAAGUUCACCUCGGAAUUCGAG
Aricia agestis (brown argus) is the source of this 3560-nucleotide messenger RNA. RefSeq lists its product as uncharacterized. Bases 165 to 3461 code for a protein of 1098 amino acids. The transcript has 7 exons. The record is from RefSeq and is a predicted model, not a curated record. Lineage: Eukaryota; Metazoa; Arthropoda; Insecta; Lepidoptera; Lycaenidae.